This is a messenger RNA of Chara braunii, 1500 nucleotides long. NCBI's taxonomy places the organism in Eukaryota, Viridiplantae, Streptophyta, Charophyceae, Charales, Characeae. The record is from the annotation of a GenBank genome assembly.
ACUACUUGCACACUGCAGUACCAGCUCCGUUGAUGGACGCCAGAGCAGAGGUUGUCGACCUUCACGUUUACAUCGCGAAGAUCGACCGCGAGUUCAAGACGCAACGGUACGACGACAUCGACGCACCAUUGCUAUACGUACGCAUUCAGAUCGGAGAGGCGACCUGCAGUGCCUUGAUCGAUUGCGGAGCAUCUCGCAACUACAUCAGCCAGGACUUCAUGGUGCGCGCCGGCCUUGGCCCACGCGUCCGAAGGAAGGCCCAGCCUACGCAAGUCACAUUGGCGGACGGUCACACGCACAAGUCAAUUGACCGGUGCAUUGACGACGUCCCAGUGUACUUUGCCCCUUACGCAAGCGAGGCGAUGUCCUUUGACAUUCUGGACACCAAAUUCGACAUGAUCUUGGGCAUGUCAUGGCUGCGAAGCAAGGAUCACCCGGUGAACUUCUUCAACCGCACCGUUCACGCUCGUGAUCGGAACGGAGUAUUAGUUCCAUGCACAGGGCCUCUUCCUCAUCCUUCGAUCAGCUGCCACAUGGUAUCCGCCGCAAGCAUGCGAGCUUCCAUCAUCAGAGACGACAUCGAGGAGAUGGGUGUGUGUUUUCUCCACGCGCUCCCGCCCCAUGACGCUUCAUCGACGGACUCACCUUCGGAUCCACGCAUCACCGAGCUUCUCGACGCCUAUAGCGACGUGUUCGAAGGCCCGCAUGGAGUAGUACCGGAUCAACCCAUCCGCCACGAGAUCAUCCUCGAGGACGGGGCCGUACCUCCGCGCGGUUGCAUCUACCGAAUGAGCGAGGAAGAGUUAAGUGUGCUUCGCGCACAACUCGACAACCUUCUAGAGAAAGGCUGGAUUCGGCCUAGCUCAUCGCCAUACGGUGCUUCUGUUCUCUUCGUCCGGAAGAAGAACAAGGACAUGCGGUUGUGCAUCGAUUAUCGCAAGCUCAACGCGCAGACGAUCAGGAACGCCAGCCCUCUCCCACGCAUCGAUGACCUUCUCGAGCGAUUGGGCGGCGCCCAGUUCUUCUCUAAGCUGAAUCUCAAGUCAGGGUUCCACCAACUCAAGAUUCACAAGGAGGAUCGCUACAAGACUGCGUUCAAGACACGGUAUGGGCAUUUCAAAUGGCUGGUCAUGCCGUUUGGCCUUACGAAUGCCCCAACCACUUUCCAAGCGGCUAUGACAACGGAGUUCCGACACAUGCUGGAUCGGUUUGUACUCAUCUACCUCGACGACAUCUUGGUGUAUAAUUCCAUCGUUGGUGUGACAAGCAACGAGGUUGGAACCUCUGCAACUGCUGCUGCCCCGAGAUUGGAAUCUGUAGGCACUGGUCCCAGCUACGUUGGUCCCUAUGUGGACCGAAAGGCGGUAGAAAUGCCAUCUAAGUACGAUGGCAAGGAAGACAUCGAGUCCUGGAUCGACUCCAUGAGGGCCUACUUUGAGAUUCUGGGAACUCAACCUGAGAUCUAGGAGGUGAUCAUGGGAAUGAAUGUCGAGCUGGUCG